AUGUUCAUGGGCGGUAGCGAUCACUACGCAGAGGAACCGCCAGCCCGAUUGCCCGAAAUGGACGUAAAACCCACUGACGAAGGUGUGCUUUGGGGUGCUUUAGGGGUACUGACGCGGCUGGUGUGGAUAUUUGGUAUAUGUCCCAUACGUCGAUCACCAAAAGUAGGGGUGUCAAAAUGGCAAAGUUUUUACGGACGAUACGUUCUACUUACGAUUUUGAGGGCAUUUCUAAAAGACUCAGCGGCUGCGUUCGCCUUUCUUAUGAUCUCCACGUACAUGUUGUUUUUGGCUAUACUAUUUGUCGUUCGAAUACGAGUAGCGCUGGUUGCAAUCAUUGAAGAAUUAAAAACUCUGCUUCUCUAUUCAGACGCAGAACAUAAAGCAGAAGCAGAUAAUAAAAAAAUAAUAUUACACAACAAUUUUGUUUCCACAGAAUAUAGAGAUAUGAUCGAUGGCUCUGGCCGUCAACUAGAAGGCAACAAGAUAGAAGUCUCUCGGAAGAUCCGUAACUUAGCGCUCUCAUACUCAUCCGUGUGUGAGGUGAUAGAGAUAGUGAAUGAUACAACCUGGCAUAUAUUAUCCUUGUGGAUAGUAAGCGGCAUAUUGGGUCUCAUGACGGCCGCUGUGAUUAUUGGUGAUUUGUCCGUCAAUGCAGAAGCACUUGCGCCAACUGUAAUACAAUUGAUAUGGUGUGCGAACGUUGUGGCUAAAUUUAUCAUUCUAAGCGAACCUUGCCACUCGACGCAUGAAGCGAUUACUCUCACGCGAAUCCAUUUAAUAAAGUUACAAAAGAAAUAUAGAUAUGAUGAUGGAACAACGAAUGAAUUGAAAAUUUUCUUUUUGCUAACGGUUAUGAAUAAACCAAAAAUAUCUCCUUUGAAGAGUUAUACUAUAGACCGAUUGUUAGCAGUUAAGAUAAUAGGCUGUGCAAUAACUUACUUUAUGGCGGUGAUACAGCUAAGACUGAAAACAUCACAACUGAAUUAUAAUUUGAAGUAA
This is a messenger RNA of Zerene cesonia (dogface butterfly), 999 nucleotides long. RefSeq lists its product as uncharacterized. The record is from RefSeq and is a predicted model, not a curated record. The transcript has 8 exons. Gene Ontology annotation, cellular component: membrane. Bases 1 to 999 code for a protein of 332 amino acids. Gene Ontology annotation, biological process: sensory perception of taste. Lineage: Eukaryota; Metazoa; Arthropoda; Insecta; Lepidoptera; Pieridae.